Hippoglossus stenolepis (Pacific halibut) is the source of this 2286-nucleotide messenger RNA. It is a transcript of the gene ddb2, whose product is annotated as damage-specific DNA binding protein 2. Lineage: Eukaryota; Metazoa; Chordata; Actinopteri; Pleuronectiformes; Pleuronectidae. Bases 535 to 2010 code for a protein of 491 amino acids. Gene Ontology annotation, cellular component: Cul4-RING E3 ubiquitin ligase complex; nucleus. Gene Ontology annotation, molecular function: protein binding; damaged DNA binding. The transcript is spliced from 11 exons. Gene Ontology annotation, biological process: response to UV; DNA repair. The record is from RefSeq and is a predicted model, not a curated record.
GCAAAUGAAUGUAAAUAGUCUAAAAGCUCAAAAUCCUCAAUCAGUAAGAAUCACUCUCAUCUGCUACGUUAUAAUUAAUACCAGCUUCAACUCCCCCCCACUGUUGUUAACUUAAACCAAGCAGCCUGCAAACCGACUUUCCACUGACAGCAUGUAAAUGGUCGCUAAGUUUUCACAUGUCAACAGGCCGCACGUGUUCCAGCUGUGGAUUAGCCGAUAUGCUAACUGUUAGGUUUCUCCCUCCAGCAUUGACCCGAGUCGACCUGGUUUGUUUAGCUUUGUUUUGACAACGUUGGCGACACGCACGGACAGCGGAGAGGCGGACUUCCCUGCUCGGAAGAGGUGAACACUUGCUGUGGAAGUUUUGGUUUUUUUUAUUUUCCCUGUCGUAAAUUGUUGUCACCGCCGGGAUUGACUGGAUUCACUGCGGCCGACCUCAGGCUAACCACCGCUGCUACCCCACCCCCCCGCUGCAAAGGAAACAACAGAGCUAACAGCUAACAGCUAGCAUCCAGGCCUUCAACAGGAGUGGAAAUGAAAAGAAGAGCUGCGGACUCAGAGGCAUCUAAAUCCAAGGGGAAAGGAAAGAAGAGACCCGCGGAGAAGUCUGCUCCGUCUCUCCCCAGAACACGACGAGACAAGAAAGAUGGAGAAACAUCUAAAGCAGGACCCCCUCCCCUCAAGUCUGCAGGAGUCCAGAGGAGAGGCGUGCACGGGAGCAUCCUGCACUACAUUUAUAAGAACACCCUGGGACAGAGUCUCCACUCCCAGAUGAGACAGUGUCUCCAGGAGCCGUUCAUUCGCUCGCUAUCGUCGUAUCAUUUUCACAGCUCCACCAGCCCCUUCGACCGCAGGAUCACCUGUCUGGAGUGGAAUCCCGUUCACCGCACCACUCUGGCCGUGGGCUCCAAGGGUGGAGACAUUCAUCUGUGGGACUAUGAGGUCCCCACGAAAAAAACUUUUAUUCAGGGGAACGGUGCAGGGGACUUUAUCGGAGGGAUGAAGUUUUGCCCCACAGACUCCUCCAGAGUGUACGUGGCCUCUGGGGAGGGAACACUGACCAUGCAGAGCUUUGAGGGCCUCGCGCCCACCACACUGUCCACAACUCAACACUGUGGCCACGAUCACCACAACGUUUGUUACUGGUACUGCUGUGUCGAUGUGUCCGUGAGCAGGCAGAUGCUUGUGACAGGAGACAAUAUGGGACAGUUGUUACUCCUGGGAUUGGAUGGACAAAAGAUUUUCAGCAACAAGUUGCACAAAGCCAAAGUGACCCAUGCAGAGUUCAACACCAGAUGUGACUGGUUGUUGGCGACGGCCUCAGUUGACCACACGGUGAAGCUUUGGGACCUGAGAAACAUAAAAGACCAGAAGAGUUUCCUGCACAACCUGCCUCAUGAAAAGGCUGUCAACUCAGCCGUUUUCAAUCCGUUCGACUGCUCCAAGUUACUGACCACAGAUCAGUACGACGAGAUACGCGUCUACUCGUCCAGUGAUUGGUCGACGCCUCAACAUAUCAUCCAACAUCCUCACAGACAGUUUCAGCAUCUCACACCCAUCAAGGCAACAUGGCACCCGGUGUACGACCUGAUUGUCGCCGGCCGCUACCCUGACGAGCGUGUUUGCUCAGGUGACCAGAGAACCAUCGACAUCUAUGACUCCAACACAGCAGAGCUUGUGUAUCAGCUGUACGACCCCACGGCGUCAGGGAUCAAAUCUAUCAACAAAUUCAAUCUCAUGGGUGAUGUGAUUGGAUCUGGAAUGGGCCUGACGGUUCUAGUCUGGAACAGGAACGAGUCACUGAUCAGCGAUGGGGACACGCAGCAGCAGGAGGACACCUCAGCCUCAGUGGACAGUCUGAGACGGCAGAGGAGGAGUCGGCAGAGCUCCAACAAGGAGCGGAGACGUCCGGCUGUGGAUCCAAAGCUGAAGAGGAAACUGGCUUCUCUGGAAGAAUGUGAUACCAAGACCAAGACCAAACAAAAACAAGCUCAGAUGAGGAAGAAGUGAACUUUCAAAUAUUCAGGAAUUUAAAAAAACUCACGUUCACAUUCCUUUGUUUACUGUUUGUUGUCUCUAACUGCAGGGACUGUUUGAAUGUUUCAGGUUUUCUCUUACAAACCGUUUUAAAACAGGAAAGUUUGUGUGUUUUCAAAGAUGUUUUUCUACUGUUUAGCAAUAAAAAGGUUCAGGUUUCUGUAAUAAUUAAGUAUUUUGUUUUUACACACUGAGUAUGUUAUAAAUACACAAUAAUAUAAAGGAAGAAUAAAGGCAAGUGGUUUAUAA